Messenger RNA from Nylanderia fulva, 4412 nucleotides. The record is from RefSeq and is a predicted model, not a curated record. Lineage: Eukaryota; Metazoa; Arthropoda; Insecta; Hymenoptera; Formicidae.
CAUGCGCAAGAAUUUCACACGUGAGCCCGCGAAUCCGCGAGAGGUUUGCCUCGAGCGCGAGACUUCCUGCCGCUUCAGUGUCGUGCGCGAUUCCGUACGCGGCGCUUGUGCGAAGCGAUGACUGUGCCAGGACUCGUCCCGACAUAGAUCGACCAUAGAGAUCGAACGUUGGGACACUUGAAAUUCGGGAAUCGCGACGAGAAUUCCGACCGGCCAUGAUCGAGUCCUCCUGUGUGGCUCGCGACGAAAAGUCGCGGAGUCGAUGAUCGAUCGGAAGAUCGAAUUCUAAUAAGCAAGCAGCCACGACGAGGCGACUGACGAUGGGAAUCGCGAGACGAUGACACAACACGUUGCUCCGUUAAUUCCGGUAAUCGUUCGCGCGGUUAAUAAUUCGACGGGGAUGUAAUAUUGAAAUCGUUUGGCGGCAAGGGAGAGAAAUUACUCCGGCGGAUAUAGGCCGAAGCGCAGAUUCACGGUAAACUCGGAGGCUUGUCACUCAUUCUACCGCGAAACAGGAGCUCGUGCCGCGAUAGAGCCACGCGAUAGUAAAUCACAAGGUGGCAGGAUUUCGCGCGCGGCUGUCAGACGGAAACGCCGCUCCGCUUCGCCUCGACUGACAACAGCUUUCUUCGGCACGUCACGCCGGCAGACAGGUGGAGUUUUCGCGAACCGUCGCGUCUCGGGACGACCUCCUGUGCGGGAAUUUGUCGUUAGAUUAAUAUCAUCGUCAUCGUCAUCAUCCUGAGGAAUGACAAUAAAAACUGGCCGCUUUGCCGCCGUAAAUAACCAGCGCUACGUACUUCGGCGUGUUGCCACGGUGGAAUCCCGCUCGUAAUGACUCGUAAUUGCGCGGAGGAGGAGCCGACGUCGUGUUGGAACGAUUUAAGGGACACCUAGCAGCGCCACCCGUGCCCUCCGCUAUAAUGAUUAGGUGCACGCGACUAUACGAGGAUUACCUGGUUGAGGUGGAGGAUCGAGAGACGCGAGGGUGUACGGCUGAAAUCUGAAUACGUGAGUGGUCGAACGCGACCUCGAACGAACUCUCGUCUCUCGUCUCUCUCUCUAUGGUUCCUUCCAAAACGACUGAUCGUUAGCACGCUUGGACGCAGAUCAACGACAUUCACGGCGCAUUCGAAGGAUUCAAUUGGAAGGGCGUAAUGGACACGUCACCAACGUUAAGCAUCGGCGGUUCGAGGGCCAGGGCGGCCCUUUUGACCACUAGCGGCACCGGAACCGGUAGCACCGACAGACGGGUCGUCUUUUUAGCAAGUCAACCAUCGGUCGGCAGCAGUCACGAGACCAAGACCUGGCCUCACCAUUGGUCACCACACACGACCGGAAACAGUUACAAAUCGCCGGAGGAAUCGCCGCACACGGAGCACAGCAGACUGAGGAUGUCUCGGGGCCAAGGGGGAUGGUCCGACGAGCCUUGCACUUCCGGUAGUGCGAGUCGCCGCAGUGGAGCGCGGCAAAUGGCGGGAUCGUCCUCGAGAACGUCAACUUCCGCCUUGGAGGAGCGUGCUUCCGGUACUACGCCGUGUAAAAGUGGGUUCAGAUUAGGUGUCUACGGUUGGAGAAAAAGAUGUCUCUACUCCCUCGUAUUGACCCUCAUGAUCAUCGUUAUUCUCAACCUCGCUCUUACCGUCUGGCUUUUGAAAGUCAUGGGAUUCAGUUCCGAAGGUAUCGGUUCGCUAAAAGUGGUGCCUGGGGGAAUCGAACUAAGAGGUCAAGCUGCCGUGUUGGACGCUCUUGUGGCUUCCAACCUGAGAUCUCGGAGGGGUAAAAACUUAGUGUUGGAAUCAUGGAGUAAUUUUACUGCCUCAGCAAGAUCUCACGAUGGUCGGCUUCUCGCGCGAUUAACAGUUGGAGAGGAUCGUGUCGACUGCGUAUCUAGAGGUUUUCGAAUAACCGAUCCUCGAGGAGGAGUACUCUUUUCCGCGGACAGGGAACAGAUUAUCGUGGGAGCGGAAAUGUUGAGAGUGACCGGUGAAGGUGGUGCCGUUUUUCAGGGAAGCGUGCAGACUCCACUGGUCAGAGGAGAUUCGAAGCGCGGUCUUAGACUCGAAUCAGCGACAAGAUCGUUGAAAAUCAGUGCUCCUCAGCGGGUUGUGAUCGAGUCCUGGGCAAGCGAGAUCUCGGCGUCUUGUUUGACAGAUCUGAAGCUGCAGAGCGUUCACGGAGCCAUCCGACUCGACGCCAAGUCCGUCUAUAUGAAAGGUCUGAAGACAGCGAUGCCAAUGCAAGGACACUCGUCCAGAGAACAGCAACAGCAGCAGCAGCAACAGCAGCAGCAACAGCACUCCGGUAGAUCCUCAUCCACUCAUCAAAGCCAAAGGGAAACAACCAUCUAUCAGCUGUGUGCCUGCGCAAGUGGCAAGCUCUUCCUCGCCAGGCCGGAGGGCAGUUGUCAAGCCGACAAAUCGAUUUGCUAAUACGAAACGGCUCGGUAGUCCUGAGUAUCGCGAAAAGACAGAAUAAUUUGUUACAAAUUGCAAUGAACUAUGUAACUCGGUGAGAAAUCCUAACGACGGGAAAUGAAAAAGAAAAACGCAUUGCGAUCGGCCAAUCGGCAUGAUCGGGGACGAGGCCUUCAUUGGAACACUGCAAGCGAUAUCAAACGAAUCUACCACGCGGUUUAAAUGGACGAAAAUACUGAGUGCGACAUAUUAAAAAUUAUAAUGAGAGAGAGAGAGUGAGAAAGAGAUAUAUAUAAAGACAGAGAUAAAGAGAGAGAAAGAAUACGCUAAAUACGGAUAGUCGGAGCUAAUUAAUUAUUCCCAGCAUGCGCUAUUUUUCGAUGAACGCGGCGUAUGCCCAAUACGCCUUUAAGUGCCGGGCGCUCUUUGGGAAUUUCCAGUUUAUUUAGGGCCUAAUCUGGACGCUGACGUUGCCUCUUAAAUAUAACACAUACAUGUCAAUUAACUAAAAUUGCGUCGUUUUUUUUUUUGCCUUUUUUUUAUUUUGCAAUUUAACGUCACUCAUGUUUAAUUACGUUGCCGUAUAAGAACACAAUCGGGCGUUGUUGUAACUUCAAUCUCGCGCACACUUUAAGGCAUACGUCAAUCUUCUCCAGUCGCGGGCGUUUUAUGGCGCCAAUCUUCGUUGGUGAAAUAUAUAUAUAUAUAUAUAUAUAUAUAUAUAUAUAUAUAUCCAACCGAUCUGGCGGCGAAGAACGCGAACAAGCGCGUCAGGUGUUUUCUCCGCAAUUCGGAAGAGAACAUGCCCGUCGCGUUGUGCGGAUACAAAGAAAAUUCUCGCGAGAUCUUGACCGCCAACCCGGAAAAAUUCUCUCGAAUUCGCGGACAUUUGAAAAAUUCUCUCUGAAGAAUAUCUUGAAGCGGCACAUUCACCGAGUUCUUCCCUUUAACUUUUUCUCGCGCCAGCGCCGUCGGUCAAUGCGACAUGCCUUCUAAAGUUCUUGCGUUGCGGAAGAUCCGCAUAUUUCUGCGCGACGCUGCUUGCUUGUUUGGCGUUCUGGAUUCGGCUCGAACUUGUAUAUUUCUCCCGGCAGGGCGUCGCUCGUUCGGAAAGCCCUUGAAUCUGUCCAUCGAGGAUUCGUCUCGGUCGGGAGAUCCCCGUGGUACCGUGAAUAGAUCCUAUUAACUAUGUGUACGUAGCACUAUCGCCGAUACUGUUCCGCGAUGCGCAUCUCGUACCGGACUCUCAUCUCACUUUUGGCGGACUGUAAGGUUUGCAUUUGAGAAGAGAAAAGAGAAUUCAGAUUUCUUAUACAUUAGCAAUCUUGAAAGAUCGUGAAUCUGAAUGCAAACCGCGGCACUGUAAAUGCAACGUUAACUACGCUAAAUGAUAUUAAACGUAGCGUUCUAAAAUGUGCAGCACUAAUUAAAGAUGGGAAUUCGGAACGUCGUGCGUCGAAGCGAAACGCGCGAUCGCUGUUAGGCGGCGCCCGGUAAAUCGACGACCCCUCGAUCUUCCUUUUGUUUCCCUGUCUCUUCGUAGCACCUUCGUCAGCCUUCUUCGUUCGAUACUUUAUACCCUGUGUACCGAGUAUACGUCUCGCGCAGCGAAACCACUUGUAGGCAAAUCGUUCGUAGCACCUCUCCCUCCCAUAAAUGAGUCCUCCGCUCUCGCUCCAGCGUUGGGGUCCUUUCAGGGAGAUUAUUCCUCGCGAAAUCGCUUACUUCUAACGCGAUGUCUGUUUAACCCGUGCUCCAAUACAAAGUAGAACCGUUGUUGUAAGUAGGGCGACGGCUGCAUCGGGCUGCGCGUGUCGCCGGAAAAAGCGAGAGAAAGUUAGAAAGUGAAAGAGAGAAAAAGAAUGAGUGAGUGUGAGAAUGAGACGGUAGUUUCACGCAACCGGAUCGAAUCGCGAUCCAGCUUGUACGCUGUACAUCGGCCAUGUCCAUUUAUUUAUGUAUGUGGCAAUAAAGUCGUUAUUGUUACUAUUAUUA